UGCAAAUUCAAGAUCAUGAAUGAAUGAAUGAAUGCUCCUUAAUUCUGCUCUUCUCGGUCACUCUCUAGCAUGUGCACGACUUGCAAUCAGCUCAUGAUGGCAACGCUGCCAGCAAGUUAGCAAUUGGAGAAUCUUCGUCUCUCCUUGCAUGCCAGCUGCUACAGGACGAUGGCGGAGUCGUUGGCGUCCUUCUUGCCAGUGUUCAAUCGUGCCAAAGGUCGGCUGAGCCCUUCCUCCCCCAACUAUGAAAUUGCGGUGCUGUUUGACUUCCUGUUCACGCUUAAGCUGACUCCCGAUGGCAGCGCUUUGCAAGCCAGGGUCACAGAUUUCCAUAGCCACAGCUGGACCACAGAGCUGAGCCCCAAACAGUUGUUGGACCUCCGAGACGACAUCGGGGUGGGGGGGACUUGGGAGGACUUUCUUCAGUUUCUGCGCCAAGCCUUUACAUCGGAGCAUGUGGUGGUCCAAUUGGGAGGGCCAGCGUCUGCGAUUGGAGGAGAAGGUGCCACCUCCGCCUGGCUUGUUGGACGCAAGCAAGCGACAGGACUGAAGGUGGACCUUGAACUAUCUCCAGUUGCUGUUGGCCAGCGGGAUGAUCUGAAGAGUGCUGUGGCAAUCAAUUUGCAUUCAGCAUUCCAGGAUCUGCAGGGCAAGUUUCAGCAAGAGCAAUCGCACACCUCUCAGCUGGAGCAGGAGCUUGCUCGAGAGAAGGCUCGUGCUGAACAAAUGCAGGCCCGAAUCCUGGGGGGCCGACAUUCUAGUCGCUCCCGCAGGGGUGAUGCCUCUCCCCUGGAGCCUGUCAGCGCUAGCAUGGCCCCCACAAUGACAGCUACAGCCAGAACUCAGGAACCAUUCCCUGCUACACAGUCCCAGACUCAAGGAUCGCAACCUCUUGGUUCACAGCCCCGCAGUCCCCCGCCUGUUGCUUCUACCUCACCCGCCCCAGCGGCGACAGCUCCUACAGUCAAAAAAGGAGGACGGCCAAUGCCAAAGAGGGCGCGACGCAAACCUUUGGGCACAAAGAUUGGGAGUGCGGAAGACGAUGAGGGCUAAAAGCGCUUUUCGAUUGCUUGAUUCGAGCCGGUACCCCUCCAACGUUCCAGUCAGGCAGGGUUCGCAAGUGCCGUGCGUUUCCUGCCACUUGUCUAAGACAAUGACUUCCAUUUUGCAUAUUAGGCGAAGGAAAGAACUCCUUGAUAAUCCGGUUAAAAGGCUGCAGGACAGCCAUGGACUCAACACUGGGAGUCUAGUUUUUGGGCGACACAGAAUCUGCCCUUGAAUGCUACGCCGCGUGAGAUCAGGGCUCUUGUCUGUGAUCAUUGGUCCAGUACUUUAAAUACAUACACGCUGCCCUUGUCAGCAACUUUCGGUACCAAGAAGCAAUCCCGUUAAACGUAAGCUUCAAGAGGCCAUUAGCAG
This is a messenger RNA of Klebsormidium nitens, 1419 nucleotides long. NCBI's taxonomy places the organism in Eukaryota, Viridiplantae, Streptophyta, Klebsormidiophyceae, Klebsormidiales, Klebsormidiaceae. The record is from the annotation of a GenBank genome assembly.